Messenger RNA from Chaetomium strumarium, 1366 nucleotides. RefSeq lists its product as uncharacterized. The transcript has 4 exons. Bases 210 to 1061 code for a protein of 283 amino acids. The record is from RefSeq and is a predicted model, not a curated record. Lineage: Eukaryota; Fungi; Ascomycota; Sordariomycetes; Sordariales; Chaetomiaceae.
UAGGAACCAACAUAGGAUCCUGGCUGUUGCGCAAUUUUCUGUUUUGCAGCUCACAUCUUCACCUCCACGCGGUCUUGAUGGUGUCUUGCCUCGGAGUUAGUACGGCAUUGACGGGAGUUUCUGUCGCGCUCGGGUCAUCGUCGACCUGCAACCGAACUUGGACCGGCAACGAAACCUCAGCCAUAUCCGGCUGUUAGAAAAGCAGCCGGAUGCCUGUCAAGUGCCCCCGCCUCAUUUUACGCAUGGGAUCCAUGAUUGGAUAUCAAAAACAGCAAAGUGGGUGCUCGUCGCAGCCAUUCGCUGCAUCUCGACCCAUUUCGGAAUAUCUCGGUGAACCGCAUAGCAUAAAUGCGUUGGCAUCCGCCCGCAUCCGAUUUCAGAGUUUUGUUUCUUUACCUAUCUCAACAGUUUCCACGAUGUUCGGCGGCUUCAACGGGAGGAGCGGCAACACCGGCGUAUUCAGAGGGCCCCCUCGGGAACCGCGGAAACCCCAAGCCGCAGCGCGGACCGUUGCGGCCGCGGGUGCCCUCAGGCCCGUCUAUGCUCGCACAGCACGAGCAACGAAUGGACAAACCGGCAUCUCGGUGCCAGGGCCGAUGCCGGAGUCUCCCGGGAUGUCUGGGCAUGAUGUCGCCGCAGUCGCGGCGACCAACGUCCCUGCGCCUGGAGGAAACACGCAACUGCCCCAGGCGGCCUACUAUCGCUCCCCGGGAUUAGAAUCCGCGAACGGGCAGCCUGGUAUGGCAGACGAACAAGACUUUGCAAGUCUGCAUAUCAAAGUGGCCGCAAUGUCGGGUCAGGUAGCCUACCAGUCAGGGCAGGUAACCUGCAUGUUGGAAUAUAUGCAGGAUCUCAAAAACGGGAUGAACGAGCUCAAAGCCCAGAUGAACGAGCUCAGAGACCAGGCGCAAGCCGCUUUACACGACGCUCAUGGGGGGUUCGGGAAAAUCAUGGAGAAGAUCGAGCAAUGGACUCGUGAAGUAGAACAUUGGGGUCAAACUUAUCUCCCAGAGCAGACUUCGCAAGCGGCCGACCCCGCGUGGUUUGGCCAGGAGCAAUAAUAUAUGCCCAGAGAUAAAUUCUCGGAGUACUAAGUAAUUAGAGUUCAGUUUAAUGUACACUGUAGCCGCAAAAUUGCAUUCACCAUCUUCUUACUCCCAACACGACCGGGAACUGAGAUGCGUCACUGCUACUUGGAUCGACUGGGAAACGGCUGUGUCCCUUGGCCCCACUCGGUCGGCUUUCUAGCCAUCAUCUAGCAUAAGUCCUGGCGGGAUGGUCACUGUCUCCUUUUUGCAGCUCCCAACCGCGGUGAGAUUAGCCAGAAGAGGUUAGGAAGUCGGCGUGUCCGACUCGGCAACAGCGG